GCCGUCAAAGAUCACAAUUGCAAAGUUCUUCUUACCAUUUUCCUCGGCAAAUGGAUACUGGCGAACCACAAUUGCCAAUGGCAAAAGUUUGGGCAUCCUGCAGAACCCUUCAGUAACAGGGUGCGGGGGACAAGCAAACAAAGGAGGGUGGUGAAUCAAUUUCAGAAAAUCGGGCAUAGGAAGGGCGAUUGCUCUCACCCUGACCAAGAUGGUUACAAGACACGAUAAUUCCAAAAUGCCGAACAAAAUCAGAAAGUUUCAGAGGCUCGGUUGCAAGCUUUCCUCAACUUUGUCAGGCUUCAAAGUGCCCAGUCGUAUACAAACAGGCGGCCGCCCUUUGAGUGGAAAGUGAGAACGUACGGCCUUUGCAAGUAGUCGCAAAUUAGGGUUAUUAGAGUUAACCGUUCUCCGGUUUACCAUUAUUUUAUUGCUGUUCAACAGAUUACAUUCGGUGGUCGCUUCUUGUCAUGCAGCCAAAGGGAAUAAUUGGACGCUGUCAGUCAUCUCGAUCUCGGAAAUUGCUGAAACAAUGAGGUCCCUGCAAAUGGCCGCCCAAAACACCUUUCGUUUCACCAUCCCUAUUUCAAUCCCAUGUAUCAUUUCGGCACGUUCUCGAAAGCAAUGAUUUGACUGCCCCUUUGACACUCGCCCAUAUACACAAUCAAGGCCCCUCUCGGUGUACAGGUGGAGGGCCCUUCGGGAGUCCGAUAGAGCAAUCCAUAUUCGUUUCACGAUGUUGUGAAUCUCGACGCGUUGACAGGCUCAAAUACAAAGGCAGUCCUUCACUUGAAAGCAACCAAGGUAAUCAAUUCAAGGUAUAUAACUGCCACCAUGUAUCUCUCCAACAUCCACCCAAGCUCUCAAGGUCAGUAUCUUUCCCAACACACGUUCUUUACAAGUCGCCGUUCUUUCUUCACCAACCACUAUACAACAUCUCCAUUCACAAACAGACAUGAUCUCAAUUUCUCCUUCAAGCUGGCUUCUUGUCAUCUCCUCCCUGGUGGCAGUGACUUCCGCCAAGCCAUUUCCCCGAAACGUUCCUCAUGGUCAUUGCGGCUCCUUCACAUCUUCCCUUACCAUCGUUGAGACGUCCAAAGAUGCUACGAGCGCCGAAGAAACUGUUGUAACCUCUUUGGCCAUUGAAGCUGCCUUGGCUUCUGCCACAAGCUCUAGCAGUGCUUCUGCUGCUACUACUAGCUCGAUCUCUAGUGUCGCCUCCUCUGUCAGCCUCAGUUCCACCUUUGUUUACGAGCUUGAUGCUCAGUCGGUGACCUCACCUGAGAUCACCACCGACACUGGCCUUAUUGUCAAUGCGGAUGUGUAUAUCGUAGACGGUGAGGGUACUAGCGAAGACACUAUUGCCCAGUACCACGCAGACGGCAAGAGCGUUAUCUGUUACUUCUCUGCCGGUACCUGGGAGCCUGGCAGGUCUGACGCCGAUGACUUUGACCCUGCCUGUGUUUGCGGCACUGGAGGCUCCUUUGCAGACAAUGCUUGUUCAUCUGAUGACAAUAAACUCUCUGACUGGGACGAGUGGUGGCUUGACAUCCACAGUGCCUCGUGUAUUUCCAAAGUCGAGAGCAUCAUGUCUGCACGUAUCUCGUCAUUUGUGGCCAAGGGCUGUGACGGAGUAGACCCUGACAACGUUGACAGUUUUGCCAACUCGGACCAGCUCCACGGUAACACUGCCGACGAUCAGGUCAACUACCUCCUCUGGCUGUCCUCCAUUGCUCGUGGCCAAGGUCUCAUGAUCGAUCUCAAGAACGCCGGCUCGCUUCUGGUGGACGAUAACGGUGAUGCUACCUCUUACCAGUCUGAGAUCGUUGAGGCCUUUGAUUUUGUGGUCAUUGAGUCCUGUCAUGAGUAUGAAGAGUGUGAUAUUUACGACUCCUUCCUGGCUGCCGGCAAGCCCGAGAUCCAGAUCGAAUACGGAGACAUUACCACCUGUCCGUCCCUGCAAGACGGCCAACACCUCUUAGUUUACAGCCAAAACGAUCUCAGCUCAGCGUUGAUCACUCUUGAAUGUGACUGAUCAAAGUCGAUCCAUAUUUUGAACCCUCAAAUGUAUAAAAUUAUUCAAGAAGUGAAAGCACAAGAAAGGAGCGUUCAAGAAAAAGAUGAUCAGCAGACAACUAGCUGAUUGAUUGUUUCCGUUGAUAUCCUCCCAGUACAAUUAUGCAUCAAGUGCAGUUGGC
Cryptococcus deneoformans JEC21 is the source of this 2195-nucleotide messenger RNA. RefSeq names its product endo alpha-1,4 polygalactosaminidase precursor, putative. The record is from RefSeq and is a predicted model, not a curated record. The transcript is spliced from 7 exons. Bases 953 to 2032 code for a protein of 359 amino acids. Lineage: Eukaryota; Fungi; Basidiomycota; Tremellomycetes; Tremellales; Cryptococcaceae.